AUCAAUAAACACAAAUCGAUAAUUAAUUGUUAUUGUUAUUGUUAUUGUGGAUAUCGAAUCCAAAUUCCAAUGAGAUUCAAUAAUCUGAUGGAACCUAGCUCCGCUUGUUCCUAUGUCGCUACACAACGUGGUGGUGUAGCAUUAUUAUUUGAAGGCCAUCGUUAUAAUAAAGUACGUGAUGGUAAAGAUGGUACCGUUUAUUGGCGUUGUUCACGUGAUCGACAAUGUCCUGGACGUGCUGUUACUGUAAAUAAUCGGGUAAAAAAAUCCAAUAAUAAACAUAAUCAUCCACCGGAAGCAUCGUUAAUGUUACGUAAUGGUGGUGGCGGUAAUGCACAUCAUCAUCAUCAUCAUCAUCAUUUAAGUUCAAAUGUAUCAUCAUCAUCACGUUAUUCAAAUCAAACAGCAUCGGAUACAUCAUCAACAACAGCA
Messenger RNA from Dermatophagoides farinae (American house dust mite), 432 nucleotides. NCBI's taxonomy places the organism in Eukaryota, Metazoa, Arthropoda, Arachnida, Sarcoptiformes, Pyroglyphidae. The record is from RefSeq and is a predicted model, not a curated record.